Messenger RNA from Protobothrops mucrosquamatus (brown spotted pit viper), 504 nucleotides. RefSeq names its product RAB2B, member RAS oncogene family (gene RAB2B). The transcript has 7 exons. The record is from RefSeq and is a predicted model, not a curated record. Gene Ontology annotation, cellular component: Golgi apparatus. Gene Ontology annotation, molecular function: GTPase activity; GTP binding. Bases 40 to 504 code for a protein of 154 amino acids. Lineage: Eukaryota; Metazoa; Chordata; Lepidosauria; Squamata; Viperidae.
AAAUCAUGCCUCUUGCUGCAGUUCACAGAUAAACGGUUUAUGGCUGUUCAUGAUUUGACAAUUGGUGUGGAGUUCGGGGCACGGAUGAUUUCCAUUGAAAACAAAAAGAUCAAACUGCAGAUUUGGGAUACGGCUGGCCAGGAAUCCUUCCGGUCUAUCACACGCUCCUAUUACAGAGGAACAGCUGGGGCGCUCUUGGUCUAUGACAUCACCAGGCGAGAAACGUUCAACCAUUUGUACGCCUGGUUAGAGGACGCUCGGCAGCAUUCCAGUCCCCACAUGGUGAUCAUGCUGAUUGGCAAUAAAAGCGACAUGGAGAACCGGCGAGUUGUUCAGAAAGAGGAAGGAGAGGCUUUUGCCCGGGAACAUGGCAUGGUUUUCAUGGAGACAUCAGCAAAGACAUCAGCCAACGUGGAAGAGGCCUUUCUCAACACAGCUAAAGCCAUCUACAGAAAGAUCCAGCAGGGUGAACUGGACAUUUCCAAUGAGGUUUCUGCAGACUGA